Molecule: messenger RNA, 942 nt
Organism: Penicillium arizonense
Lineage: Eukaryota; Fungi; Ascomycota; Eurotiomycetes; Eurotiales; Aspergillaceae
Product: Ty1/Copia family ribonuclease HI
Exons: 4
Source: RefSeq, a predicted model, not a curated record
GCCGUUCGACCCGGGAUCACUCCCAAGGCUUCGUCACGGACCCCCACGCCUGCCUACUCGUCAGGGCAUCGUUUCUACCCUGACGGCGAGACAGUUCCGACGGAUGCCGAAGUCAGCAAAAUUGCUAAUAGUAUCAAGGGUUUCUUUCCCAUUAAAGACCUUGGUGAACCUGCCGUUUUCCUAGGCUGCGCGCUUAGUCGGGACUACGCCAAUGGCACUAUCACCAUGAGCCAGACAGCUUACGUGCAUGAAAUUUUGAAGAAGGCAGACAUCGGCAGCGACAUGCCAGGGGUUGAUACCCCGAUCCUGCCGUCCUGGAAAGGCCAAGAUGGCGAGGAAGAUGAAAUGCUAGACGAUGAGCAUUUAAACCGUUUUCUCUCCGUUAUUGGAUCGAUGAAUUGGCUGGCUGUCAAAACUCGACCCGAUAUCAGAUACACCACUACCCGCUUACAGCACCGCUCCGCGAAGCCCACCAAUGCCGAUUACGACGCUAUGAUACACCUCGGUCGCUACCUUAAGAAGCACGACAAUCUAGGAAUUAUGCGUCGCACGCCGACUGGCAAGACCGGAAGUCCACCGAAGGAAGCAUUUGCAUCAUCUACUAUUGCGGCUGAAUGGUGUGCUCUAGAUCAACCAGCCAAAGACGCCAAGUGGCUUGCUAAGAUAGCAUCCCAGCUUGGUCUCCCGAGAUACCAGGACCCCAUUACCAUUUUCACUGACAACAUCAACACCCAGCUACUUUUGGCAAAGAAAGGGUGCAAGAACAGCACCAGAUGGCUUGAAAUACGCUGGUUUUUCGUCAAGAUUGCUGUGGCAAGAGGUCAUAUCGACGUCAAGCGAGCUGACACGAAGCGCAACCCAGCUGACGGCUUCACCAAAGCACUUGACCCCAUUGCAUUCAAGAGAUUCCUAGAGAUGCUAGGAAUGAAGGCCAUAAAGUGA